CCGCGAACCCCAAAACCUAGCAUUCGUCCUCUCGACAUCAAUAACCAUGUCUGCCAGCAAGUUCCGCCUGGCCCUGCUUCAGCUCGCCGUGACAACGAACAAGACGAAGAACCUCGAAAGAGCGAGUAAGCUAAUAAGAGAGGCGGCUACCGCUGGAGCCCAGAUAUUGUGCCUUCCUGAAUUUUUCAAUUUUCCAUUCAGCGUGAAGCACUUCCCAAAGUACGCCGAGCCUAUCCCCGGGAGGUCCAGCGAGAUGUUAUCGAGGUGCGCCGAAGAACACCGGGUCUACCUUGUCGGCGGCACAGUGUCGGAGAGCGACAACGGCACGCUCUACAACACCUGCCUGGUGUACGGACCGGACGGCGCGCUGCUGGCCAAGUACCGCAAGGUGCAUCAAUUCGACGUCGACAUCCCAGGCAAGAUGACCGUCCGCGAGUCGGACUACUACGCGGCGGGCGACAGACUGACCACCUUCGACACACCCUUCUGCAAGGUUGGCAUCGGAAUCUGCUACGACCUCAGGUUUGCGCCCCAGGCCGAGAUAUAUGCCAAGUUCGGUUGCAAGCUGCUGGUGUACCCGGGCUCGUUUAACUUGGCCACGGGUCCGCUGCACUGGAAACUGCUUCAAAGGGCUAGGGCGGUUGAUAAUCAGGUGUACGUGGCGUCCACGUCGCUGGCCAGGGAUGAAGCGGCUUGCUACGUCACUUGGGGUUACAGCAUGUUUGUGGAUCCGUCUGGCAAGGUUGUUCAGUCGGCCGGGGCCGGAGAAGAGCUCGUGGUUGCUGAGGUGGAUCUGGGUUAUCUGGAUUCGGUCAGGGACGAGAUUCCUGUGACCAAACAGAAAAGGAAUGAUCUGUACAAGGUAGUGAGCUGUAAGGGGGAAGAAAGUGGCUGUAUGACAAAUUGA
Molecule: messenger RNA, 907 nt
Organism: Ixodes scapularis (black-legged tick)
Lineage: Eukaryota; Metazoa; Arthropoda; Arachnida; Ixodida; Ixodidae
Product: omega-amidase NIT2
Exons: 1
Coding region: 47-907 (286 amino acids)
Biological process (GO): L-glutamine metabolic process; oxaloacetate metabolic process
Cellular component (GO): mitochondrion
Molecular function (GO): omega-amidase activity
Source: RefSeq, a predicted model, not a curated record